GAUAAUGAAGACUUUUUGCUGUUUGCAUGUUUGCACCUCCUGCACUGCAAAACGUGCAAACGUCUUUUAGCGUGGAUUACUUUCAUAAAGAGAAAGAUGGGAGGAAUAAUAAAAUGAUAAACAUGCAGUACAUCUCCAGUCCUUGUAGGGACAGCGAAGCAUGUGCACCGCGCUGAUUGAAAGCUGUUGAAAGAGGGAGGAGAAGAUCACAGAGGCUGGAUGACUGUGAGCGAGUAGCCACUGUUGUUGGAGACACUUCAGGAGUUCACUAUGGAGUCCACCGCGGCUUCCCGGUGUUUGGAUCUGUUUGUCGUUUUGUCUCUGCUGCCUCCGUUUAUCAGCGCCACCCGGAUUAUCACAGACACACCGGACCUGCAGAAGUCCACCAGCACCGGGCUCCGGGUGAAGGAGCACUCACAGAUUGUUGCCCAACACAAUAGGCUGCGGAGUCGGGUCCAACCCAUGGCAGCUAACAUGCAAAAAAUGGAGUGGGAUGAGAAGUUGGCCUUGCUUGCAAAGGAGAGGGCAGCAUUGUGCCACUCAGACCACCCCCCUCAACACUCCUCAUCUUUCAGUCACAUUGGCUGGAACACAAAUCUUUCUGUUUAUGGUGUCACCUCAUUUUCCGACGUCAUUGACUCUUGGUUUGGGGAGGGGAAAGAUUUCCUCUACUUGAAUGGGAAGUGCAGAGAGAACACCACCUGUCAACACUACACACAGUUGGUGUGGGCCACUUCAAGUCAUGUGGGCUGUGCCAGCCAGCUGUGCCUGAGGGAAGGAGACCUCUGGGAGAUGUUUGUCUGUGCUUAUUUCCCUGGGGGAAACUGGGAGGUGAAGGGUCAGCUGGUGAUGCCUUAUAAGACAGGACUGUACUGCUCUCUCUGCACCUCUUCCAUGUCUGGCUGCUUUAGACUGUGGGAUCACAUAGGUGGAUUAUGUGAGAUUCCAAGGAAUCCAUGUCGUAUGAGCUGUGGUCAGCACGGCCAUCUUAACAUCUCAUCCUGCAAGUGCAAGUGUGACCCUGGCUUCACCGGACGCCUCUGCCAGGUACGGUGCAGUGUGCAGUGUGUGCACGGCCGUUUCAGAGAAGAAGAAUGCUCUUGCUUGUGUGAUGUUGGCUAUGGUGGUGCUGAGUGUGCAGAGAAAGUGCAGUUUCCCCUCCACAGCUGUGAUGUGAUGAUAGAUGGUGAUUGCUUCAUGGUGUCUUCAGAAGCUGACACCUACUAUGGAGCCAAGAGUCACUGUCAGGAACGAGGGGGUAUUCUAGGUCACAUACACAAUCAGAAGGUUCAGGACAUCCUGGCCUUUUAUCUCAGUCAGCUGGAGACGAGCAACGAGGUCACCAACACCGACUUUGAGACACGAAACUUCUGGAUUGGUUUGACAUAUAAACCUCUGAAAGACUCAUUUCGCUGGGACACGGGAGAGAUCCCUCGAUUCAGUAGCUUUGCCUUUGGGCAGCCUGACAACCAAGGCUUUGGAAACUGUGUUGAGUUGCAAGCGUCGAGUGGCUUUAACUGGAACGACCAGCGCUGUAAAACACAGAACCGAUACAUUUGCCUGCAUGCUGCAGAGCACAUUGCCCAGUGGGAGGAUGGCAGGUGAAACUAGGUGUGCAGUACAUGUCACAUGUUGGUUGUGACAAUGGCCGCUGUUGUUGGUAUAUGUUAUGUCAAUCAUUGUACCAGUGGAUGUAGUUUAGAUGUACUGUAUAUACUGUACAUGUCUGAAUGUUUAAUACAAAUGCUUUAUUAUUAAGUGGUUGUAUGUUGCAUUGCCAAUCAAAAACCUCAAAUUUGACUCAUCAGACCAAAGUACAGAUUUCCACUAGUCUAUUUCUUGUGUUUCAUGGUCCAAGCAAUUCUCUUCUUCUUCUUGUCAACACAACCAAUGAUCUGAAACGCAUUAAGAAGGCAAGAAAUAUCACUAUUUAACUCUAGAUGAGGCACACCUGUUAAUUAAAAAGACUUUGAAAAUGACUAACCCAUGAAACUGACUCAGAAAAUGUGUGCAAAGCUGUCAUC
Messenger RNA from Larimichthys crocea (large yellow croaker), 2024 nucleotides. Its product is annotated as C-type lectin domain family 18 member A. The record is from RefSeq and is a predicted model, not a curated record. Bases 271 to 1605 code for a protein of 444 amino acids. Lineage: Eukaryota; Metazoa; Chordata; Actinopteri; Sciaenidae. The transcript is spliced from 12 exons.